Messenger RNA from Prorocentrum cordatum, 4632 nucleotides. NCBI's taxonomy places the organism in Eukaryota, Dinophyceae, Prorocentrales, Prorocentraceae. The record is from the annotation of a GenBank genome assembly.
AUGGGCCCCCCGCCGGCCCUCAUCAGUCAUCUCCAGACCGCGGGCGUGCGCGCUCUGGAGUUGCUGGCGCUGCGGCAGUCGAUCAUCUCGGGGGUGCCGCCGUGCCCCGCGGUGUCGCUGGCGUGCCCGCCGGCGAACCUGACCUGCCCGCCGCAGGAGGGAUCGUGGGCGCCGGCGAGCUCGACCCACCCUCGGCGUGCUGGGGAACUCUCGCAGGGAUCGCGGCUGGGCUGGGGCUCGGCCGCGCCGCCCCGCGCCGCGGGCGUGCUGCUGCCGUCGAAGGAGAUGAUGAUCGCGCACCGUCCCCUGCCCCCGCUCGCCGCGGAGGGGGAGUGGUGCGCUGACUUGGCGGUCGGCACCCUGGUCCGGGUCUCCUACACCGGGGAGACCAUGGACCACACGAGGGUCGUGCUGUGGCCCAGCCGCCGCCUGGACCAGAGGCGGCGGGUCCGGGGGCGGCACGCCUAUUGGGUGCUCUCCGCGGACGGCGACGUCUGGGAGGAGGACCUGAGCGGGAGGAAUGCGGCGACCGGGCCGUCGGGCGGGUCGCUGCUGGACCAGGCGACUGGGGAUCCGCCCGACGGCCGCCGCCUCUAUCGGUUCCGGGCGCGGCCCAGCCUGGACGAGGUCGUGGAGCUGGCGGCGGAGUGCCGAGCCACGAUGCUCAGGCGUGGGCAGGCCGAGUCGGAGGCGCCGACGAGCGUGGUGCUGGCCGACGGGGCGGUGCGCCCCGGCCGCGACCACUUCCCGUGGCUCGCGGCCCCGCGCCCUUGGGUGCUGACGGAGCCGCUCCCUGGCAUGCCGAUCGGGACCGUGGUGGAUCCGCUCCCGGUGGGGGCGCUGCGCGACGGGAGCCGGGCCCUCGGCUUGCUGCCGAGCUGCGGCCGCUGGGCGAGGCUCGAGCAGGUGGACGAGGGCAAGAUCGUCGAGUGGGCCGCCAAGAGGACGAAGGAGCUGCUGCUGGACCUCGGCGCGGAGCCCGACGCCAUGGGCGCCGCGGAGCCGAUUGGCGGGACUGAAACCCCGCCGCUGGGGCGUGAGGCUCGCUCGGCCGGAGGCGACCGCCUGGGCGAGAAGCUGGGGCUGGCCGCCGAGGAGCCCGCCGAGUCGGCCGUGGGGAAGGACGACGCCUACGGCGACGCGCGCACGCUGUGGGUCGACUGGGACGAGCAGGGCGAGCGUAGGAAGGAGUUCAAGCGAGCGGUGGCCGAGAGCUCGAAUGUGAAGUGGGACCAUCAUCGGCUGCCCGCCGAUCGCACUUGCCUUCACACGUGCAAGAUGAUGGUGAACUUGAGUGGGUCCCCACGCGCGUGGCUAGAGCGCUUUCUCAGGGAGAAGGGGAUAGCUUCUACGGAUCGAGUCGCGCACGAACUCCGAGUGUUGUGCGACAUCUUGGAGGAAGCUGGCGAGUUUGACCAGAUCAACCUCGGAGGACUGGCUUGCUUGGAAGUGGCCGCCCUCCGGCUGAACCUGCUGGUGGACGCGCACAAGACGAGCGGGUCGGCCUCGUACUCGAACGCGAAGUACCUCUCGCCGCUGACCGAGGUGGACCAGUUGAUGGCUCCUGGCUUGCGGUCUCACGUGUCGAGGCGCGCCAAGGAGGAGUACGAGCUGAUGCAGGGCGACAAGAAGGCCGAGGCGGUCGCUGCUGGUGCGGCUGGCAUGACGGACCAGUCUCAGCCGGCGGAGUGGGCCCCUGCCGGCUGGGCUAACACAUCGGCCCGGCCGCCCGCCAGCAGGGGCGGCAGCCGCGCCCGGAUUGCUGGCGCUCGGCGGCGGCGCGAGCACGAAUUGGUGAACGGCGCGAUCGACUCUCUCAACUGGCUUGCUGGAUGGGAGCCUGCCGACGUGGGCCCGCCGCGCUCCCUGGACGCCAUGGGGGGCAAGCAUGCAUCGCUCAGUGCGUUGCUCAAGGGGUGCUCGAUCUACGACACGUCGGGCUCCCCGAGGAACCUGGUAGACGAUAUCGUGGGCGAGGCCGGCCGCACCUACCUGAAGGAGAAUCAAAAGCGUAUGAGGCGGCCGAUCGAGGAGAUCGAUUUUGACAACUUGCCGACUCCCUAUUUUGACCCGCUGCUGAAGCGGAACAAGAAGAUGUACCACAACUUUUUGAAGGAUCUCUCGUCCCGCGGGCUCUUGCUUGCCACCUUGUCUCCCGCAGAGCAGGCUGGCCUGUUCUUCGUGAAGAAGGCCGACAGCGACAAGAUGCGCAUGAUCGUGGAUGCGCGUCGGGCGAACGCGUGGUUCGGCGUGCCCCCCAGCGUCCAGCUCCUGUCGUGCGAGGGGUUCGGCAGGGUGGAGGUGAAGCUCCCAGAGGGCGUCGCCUUCGGCUCGGCGCGGGGCGAGGAGCUGCUGAACGGCUUCAAGCUCUUCUUGGGCAUGACGGACGUCAAGGACUGCUUCUACAGGAUGCGCAUCCCGGUGAGCCUGGCGAAGUUCUUCUCGCUGCCCGCCGCUCCAGCUCACGUCCUGGGCCUGGAGGGGCACGAGCUGGAGGGGACGAGGCUGGGCUGCGACACCCUCGUCUUCCCUUGCAUCGGGGUUGAGCCCGGCCUGCACGGGGGAGCCUACGUGUACGUCGACAACAUGGGGGUGCUCGCCCCCUCGGAGGGCCUCGCCAAGAGCGCCCUCGAGAGCUGGACUGGUCUCUUUGAGGGGGUCGGCCUGGACUUGCACAAGAGCUCGGUGGGCUCGGGCGCGUGCGAGGCGCUCGGGACCAAGCUUGACCUCGAGCUGAUGAGGUCGGGCGUGAGCGACGGGCGGUUCUGGAAGGUGUACCUGGGGCUGGGGGGCCUGCUAGCCCGCGGCCGGGCGACAGGGCGCGCCUUGGAGGUGGUGCUGGGCCACUGCACCUUCUGCGGGCUGGCCCUCCGAGGGUCGCUGAGCUGCUGGCACGCCUCGUACCGCUUCAUCCAGCGGCACUACCUGGAGCCUGCCCGCCUGUGGGCAGAAGUCGUGAAGGAGAUCAAGAUGUUCCGCGGGCUGCUCACCCUGAUGGUUCAGGACUGGUGGCGGCCAUGGAACUGCUGCGUGCUCCAGACCGACGCGAGCGAGAGCGGCUGGGGCAUGGCGCAGUCGUUCUGGCCGCAGCACGUGGUGGAGCAGGUCGGCCGGCUGCCUGAGCGAGCCCGCUUUCGUUCGGCGCUGGGCAGGCCGGCGCGAGAGAGCGCGCUCGCUGCCGCCAACCUUGCUCGGGACAGCUCGGGCGCUCUGUGCAGUUUUGAGGAUAUGAAGAAUCCUGACUCUCUCGCGUCUGACCUCCUGUCCUCGUGGGAGCUCGACCCCGGGUUCGCUGAAGUGCCCUGGCAGUGGCUCCGAAAGGGGGCCUGGGAGACCGUCCGGUCCGGGGUCUGGCGUUUUGCUGAGGACAUCCUGAUCCUUGAAGCCAGGGCCCUCGUAAAAUCGAUCCAGAGGCUGGCAAAGACCGCGCACGGGAGGGCCAGCCAGGCCGGACGGCAUCUCUCGGCCCUCGACGAGAGGGACGCGAACGGGCUGGACCUCGCUGGAGACGCCGGGGAGGACGCCGAGGGCGACAGCAGCUCCAGCGGCUCCGACUCGGUGGUGGAGCAGCUGGGGCGGACUCGGGCCCGAAUGCGGCAGCUGCGCGCGCGGAGGGCGCACCGGCGGGCGAAGCUGUACGCCGAUGCUAUCCUGGCGGCGCAGGGCGAGGGCGUGAGCCUCCUGGAGACCCUGGCGGUGACCCAGGCGACGCAGGUGAGGUACCAGCGAUAUCUCGAUCGUUUCUACUCGCGUGCCGGCCUGAGCCGGAGGCAGAUCCUGGCGAAGCCGGACACGGAGAUCGACGAGCUCAUGUGCAACUACAUGACCGAGAACUACUUGCAGGGCGAGCAGAGCAACUACGGAGACCAGACAGUCGCAGCCUGGGUCAGCGCGAACCCGGACUUCGGGCGCGUGGGAGGUCGCAAGCUGCCGCGGACCUGGCGGGCGCUGAAGGCCUGGCGCAGGCUGACCCCGGGCAGGCGGCGGAAGGCCCUUGCCCUUCCGGUCUGGUGCGGGCUGGCUUGGAGGCUGGCGCAGCGGGGACACCUACGCCUGGGCAUCUUCUUGAUGAUAGGCGUAUCGAUCUAUGGUCGGCCCUCGACCUUGCUGGCCGCCCGGCGGUGCGACCUUGUGCCACCGUCGCCUGGUGUCAGCAGGCACUGGGCCCUGUUGACCCACCCGCUGGAGCGGAAGAGGCCCAGCAAACGUGGGCACUUCGACGAGGGCUGCCCCCUGGACUCGCCGUACCUCCAGGGCUUGGACGAGGUGUUCGAGCGGCUGGCCUCGACGACGUCGAAGGAACCGCUGUGGAACUUCAGCUACCCCGAGGCAGCGACGUUGCUCAAGGAGGCGGCGGAGGACCUCGGGGUGGCCCCGGUGACAUUGUACCAGAUGAGACACUCGGGCGCCAGCAUCGACUUGGCGAAAGGCUGGCGCAGUCUGACCUCGGCGCAGCGACGCGGGGAGUGGACGCAGGCGAAGUCAAUGCACCGCUACGAGCACAGCAGCAGGCUCGGCAGCGACUAUGCAAAGCUCGACCCCCGGCUGCGCGCGACGUGCGAGGAGGCGGAGAGGCAGCUGGCGCUCAUCCUGACGGACCGGCCCCACAACGUGCAGAUGUGGCGCAGGUGA